This is a messenger RNA of Nicotiana tabacum (common tobacco), 2824 nucleotides long. The record is from RefSeq and is a predicted model, not a curated record. Lineage: Eukaryota; Viridiplantae; Streptophyta; Magnoliopsida; Solanales; Solanaceae.
UACUCCCCGUAUUUCUUUUACUCGUUCCAAUCUUGAUAUUUGAGCUGGCAUGGACCGUUAAAACUUAAAAGACUUUUUGCUGCGCCUGCGAGUACUAAAACUAGACUUAGAUUCAAAAUAUUUUAAGAAAUCAUAACCCCACGCGCAGUGCCACGCGCCACUUUCCAUUCCUGGGCUCGUUCCUUUUCCAGCUUCUUCCCCAAAACCCCCCGCUUCUCAUACCCCAAAAAAUAGAGAUUUUUCUUAGAUCUCUGCGAAUGCGACAAUGAGCCACCGGCAGCGUUCACCGCCGGCGGCGAGACAAGUCACUAUAGAUGAAGAACCUUACAACAUCAUCCCAAUCCAUAACCUCUUAGCUGACCAUCCUUCUCUCCGUUUCCCCGAAGUACGCGCCGCCGCCGCUGCUUUACGUUCCGUCGGCGACCUACGUAGACCUGCAUUCAGGCCUUGGAAACCUCACUAUGACCUCCUUGACUGGCUCGCCCUUUUCUUCGGCUUUCAGGAAUCUAACGUUCGUAACCAGCGGGAACACAUUGUGCUUCACCUCGCUAAUGCUCAGAUGCGUCUCUCUCCGCCGCCUGACAACAUUGACUCACUUGACCCCGCCGUCCUCCGUCGAUUCCGCCGUCAACUCCUUAAAAAUUACUCCUCCUGGUGCUCUUUCCUCGGUCUCAAAUCCAACGUUUGGCUUUCCGACCGCCAUAAUUCCUCCGACCACCGCCGUGAGUUGCUUUAUGUCUCACUUUACCUUCUUAUCUGGGGUGAGUCUGCAAAUCUGCGUUUUGUUCCUGAAUGUUUGAGUUAUAUUUUUCAUAACAUGGCGAUGGAACUGAAUAAGAUAUUGGAGGAUUAUAUCGAUGAGAUGACUGGUAGGCCGUUUUUGCCUUCAAUUUCUGGUGAGAAUGCUUUUCUGGAUCGGAUUGUUAAGCCAAUUUACGAUACGAUUAAAGCUGAGGUUGAGAAUAGUCGGAAUGGUACUGCCCCACACUCUGCGUGGCGGAACUAUGAUGAUAUUAAUGAGUAUUUCUGGAGUAAGAGGUGUUUUGACAAGUUGAAGUGGCCUAUUGAUACUGGGAGUACAUUCUUUGUGACUACUAACAAGGGCAAGAAGGUGGGAAAGACGGGGUUUGUGGAGCAGAGAUCAUUUUUGAAUUUGUAUAGGAGCUUUGAUAAAUUAUGGAUCAUGCUAGCAUUGUUCUUGCAGGCUGCGAUCAUUGUAGCUUGGGAGCAGAGGGGGUAUCCGUGGCAGGCGUUGGAGAGGAGGGAGGUUCAGGUGAGGGUGUUAACAGUAUUCUUCACGUGGAGUGGGAUGAGGCUUUUGCAGUCACUGCUUGAUGCAGGAAUGCAAUAUAGUAUUGUUUCGAGGGAGACCCCAUGGCAUGGGGUGAGAAUGGUGUUGAAGAUCGUGGUUGCUGCAGGGUGGAUUGUGGUUUUUGGGGUAUUCUAUGGGAGGAUUUGGACACAGAGGAAUAAUGAUGGGGAUUGGACCAGCGCGNGCGCAGCUAACAAGAGGGUGGUGAAUUUUCUUGAGGUUGCUUUUGUUUUUGUUGCUCCAGAACUGUUAGCUUUGGCACUCUUUAUUCUGCCAUGGGUCAGGAAUUUUCUUGAGAACAUGAACUGGAGGAUAUUUUACCUGUUAUCAUGGUGGUUCCAGAGUCGGACAUUUGUGGGUCGUGGGCUUAGGGAAGGCCUUGUUGACAACAUAAAGUAUUCCCUCUUUUGGGUGGUAGUGCUUGCGACCAAGUUUUCCUUCAGUUACUUCCUACAGAUCAAACCUAUGAUUGUUCCAACAAAAGCACUGUUGCGCCUCAGGGAUGUGAAGUACGAAUGGCAUGAGUUCUUUAACAACAGCAACAGGUUCUCAGUAGGAUUGCUUUGGCUUCCGGUUGUCCUGAUUUAUCUUAUGGAUAUUCAGAUAUGGUACUCAAUCUACUCUUCAUUUGUUGGGGCAGCGGUUGGAUUGUUUGAUCACUUGGGCGAGAUUCGGAACAUGCCACAGUUAAGGUUGAGAUUCCAAUUUUUUGCAAGUGCAAUUCAGUUUAAUCUGAUGCCAGAGGAACAGUUGCUGAAUGCCCAAGGGACUCUAAAGAGCAAGAUCAAGGACGCCAUCCUCCGUUUGAAACUCAGAUAUGGUUUUGGUCGACCAUUCAAGAAGCUUGAAUCAAACCAGGUAGAGGCUAACAAAUUUGCCUUGAUUUGGAAUGAGAUAAUUGCAACUUUCAGAGAAGAAGAUAUUCUGAAUGACCGUGAGGUUGAGUUGUUGGACCCACGACGAACUACCAUAAACGACCUCACCUCCCAUGGCUGCCCUUCUGCAUAUUCUUCGACCCUCUCUCACGCUGCUGCUUCGACGUACAGCAACAACCAAGCAACCACAGCUGCUGUGUCUUUUUCUUCAUCAGUCCGGCGACCAACACCUGAAGCCAUCGAUCCUGUGAGCUGUGAGCACGUCCGUCGAUCUCCAGCUAGCAGCCCUCCAAUCACCGGAAAAACCAUCACCAAACUAGCAGCCCUCACGUUCGUCGAUCUCCAGCUCCAGCUUCCAUGUCCAUGGCUGCCUUCUCCUUCAUCCAGUCGCGAUCUCCAUCUUCGCAUGACCCCCUACGGACUGCCCAGCACCGCCACUGUUGCGUUCCUGCUCGUCGAGCAACCCAGCUCAAUCAUCCGUCGCCCAGCCACGCCGGAAACGACUGACCGUUCGGUCAUUUUCAGUGGUGUUCGUGGUCAUCUUCAUCGUCCAACUUCAUCGCCUGAAAUCAACCGGAAAUAUACAAAAAAUUUCCGGGCAGAUUCGAGUUAUUUUGGUUUCAAAGUUUCCGGGUAG